GGCGCAGCGGGUGCGGAAGCUGCACCAGGAGUCCGACAACACCACGUUCAGCGGGGGGGAGGACAACUGCGACAGCCGCUCCCAUCUGAGCAACGCCUCGGCCCCCAGCCACCCCGAGGCCGGCCCGAGCCGCAAGCGCUCACGCGCCUCCGACGACUCGGGGCCCGAGCCCGACCCUGAGACCUCGCACGACGGGGGGGGCUGCGGGACCCCUGAGCCAGGCGCCGAGCCGGGCAGCAGCGAGAUCGAACUCGUCUUCCGCCCCCACCCCGUGCUGGUGGAGAAAGGGGAAUACUCCCAGACCAGAUACGUGAAGACGACGGCUAACGCCACGGUGGACCACCUCUCCAAGUACCUGGCCUUGCGCAUUGCGCUGGAGGAGGCGCCGGCCCCUGGCCCCGAGGCCCCCGGCCUGGAGGACGUGAGCGAGAAGCAGUACACGAUCUACAUCACCACCUCCGGGGGGCCCUUCACGACCCUGAACGGCUCCCUCACCCUGGAGCUGGUGAACGAGAAGUUCUGGAAGGUCACCAAGCCGCUGGAGCUGUACUAUGCCCCCACCAAGGAGCAGAAGUAGGGGGGCCCCUCUGACCAGGACUGACCCGUCCCCCCAUGGAACUCAGCCCGGCGAUCGCCUUGCUGCUGCGCCCCCGUGUACAGCUGCUGGAGCCGGCAGGGCUGGGGCCCAAGCAGGGCCCCCAAAAAGCUGGAAACAUCCCCCCAAGGACGGGGUGCUGCUCCCAGGACAGACGCCUGCCCCUAAGGGGCUGUGUAGGGGCACCCCUAGAUUCUGCUUUGUCCCCUCUGCACAGGGGUGCCGCCUGCUGCUUCCCCCCAUGCUGGGGGUGGGAUUCGCUUUGGGGGCUUUUCAAAGUGGUUCUGCUGUUUGUGGCUCAUUAAGCAAUUUGGGUCUUUGAA
Molecule: messenger RNA, 918 nt
Organism: Terrapene triunguis (Three-toed box turtle)
Lineage: Eukaryota; Metazoa; Chordata; Testudines; Emydidae
Product: E3 ubiquitin-protein ligase RING2-B-like
Exons: 3
Biological process (GO): negative regulation of DNA-templated transcription
Cellular component (GO): PcG protein complex; ubiquitin ligase complex
Molecular function (GO): ubiquitin protein ligase activity; chromatin binding
Source: RefSeq, a predicted model, not a curated record